This is a messenger RNA of Durio zibethinus, 1786 nucleotides long. RefSeq names its product putative acetyltransferase At3g50280. The record is from RefSeq and is a predicted model, not a curated record. Lineage: Eukaryota; Viridiplantae; Streptophyta; Magnoliopsida; Malvales; Malvaceae.
CCAAAAUUUCCAUAUUCAUGCACCCAAAAUCCCUAUAAAUAACUCUCAAUUCCCGAACUGAAAAGCCAAAGCAGAUUGAAAGAGGGAGAGUAAGUGAAGUGAGAAACAAAAAAAAAAAAAUGCCUUCCUCUCCUUUGAUUCUUGUCUCAAAAUCAACAGUUUUCCCAGACCAGAAAUCAAAUUUAGGAGACCUGAAGCUUUCAGUUUCAGAUCUCCCAAUGUUGUCUUGCCAUUACAUCCAAAAAGGUUGUCUCUUCACUCGCCCUCCCAUUCCAAUCGACUCACUCGUUUCCCUGCUCAAACAAUCCCUCUCCAAAACGCUGUCGUUUUUCCCUCCCCUCGCAGGUCGUCUUUACACCGACCAAAACGGUUACAUUUACAUAACUUGCAAUGACGCUGGGGUUGAGUUCCACCAUUCGAAAUGCGCCACGUGGUUCAUCCGCGACGUCAUUGGUCCGAUUCAUGUCCCGGAGUUUGUUAGAGAGUUUUUCUCCUUUGACAAAACGGUUAGUUAUCAGGGCCAUCACAAGCCAAUCAUGGCCGUGCAAGUCACCGAGCUGGCUGAUGGAGUUUUCAUCGGAUGUUCCGUUAACCAUGCGGUGACUGACGGCACGUCGUUUUGGAAUUUCUUCAACACUCUUGCUGAAAUUUGCAGAAAAAUUACUAAUAGUAAAAUUCAAAGCAUUGAAAAAAUCGCAAGGCAACCAGAUUUUUCGCGGGACUCGGUUUUGAUUUCAUCGGCGAUUUUAAGAGUCCCAGAAGGUGGGCCCAAAGUUACGUUCAAUGAAAACGAGCCAUUACGGGAGAGAAUCUUCAGUUUCAGCCGAGAAGCCAUUCUAGAACUGAAAGCCAAAGUUAACAAGAAGGAGGAGGAGCUUCUUAUCAACGGAGUCUUUAACGCCGUUGAAAUUCUCGGGAAGCAAAGUAACGACAAGUACUAUAUUGAAAACGGCACAAACUUAACAGGGAUUUUUGAAAAAUGGUUGUUCAAAACAACCGCAGUUUCAAAUACGGUGGAGAUUUCGUCGUUUCAAUCACUUUGCGCUCUUAUCUGGCGAGCCGUGACACGUGCGAGGAAGCUUCCGUCAUCCAAAACGACCACGUUUAGAAUGGCUGUGAAUUGCCGUCACAGGCUGAACCCGAAGCUAGACCCUUUAUAUUUCGGGAACGCGAUUCAAAGCAUUCCAACGUGUGCGUCAGCAGGGGACGUCACGUCACGUGACAUACGCUGGUGCGCCGAGCAAUUAAACAAAAGCGUGAAAGCUCAUAACGACGAAACGGUGCGUCGUUUUAUUCAUAACUGGGAGAAGGAUCCGCGGUGUUUUCCGUUGGGGAACUUCGACGGCGCGUCGAUGACUAUGGGGAGUUCUCCGAGAUUUCCAAUGUACGAUAAUGAUUUCGGGUGGGGUCGACCGUUGGCUGUUAGGAGUGGUGCGGCCAAUAAAUUUGAUGGGAAGAUCUCCGCUUUUCCUGGACGGGAAGGGAAUGGGAGCGUUGAUUUGGAGGUGGUUUUGGCGCCAGAAACAAUGGCCUUGAUUGAGUCUGAUCGCGAGUUCAUGCAAUAUGUAAUGAAUUAAAUAAUGGGGGAUUUCAUCGGAAUAGAUGUAUUUUCAUAUUAUCACGUGUUUUAUUUUUGGCCGUUGGAUGAUACUUGCUAAAAAUGGGGGUCCAGGAUUUUGGGAUGGGGGUGAUAUGUAACGGCCGUGAUGUUGUAGGGAGUCAAGGAUGUUUCGUCUAUUAGGGACACACUAAUUAUUAUUAAAAUAAAUAAUCAUCUUUUCACUUU